Molecule: messenger RNA, 1349 nt
Organism: Chrysochloris asiatica (Cape golden mole)
Lineage: Eukaryota; Metazoa; Chordata; Mammalia; Afrosoricida; Chrysochloridae
Gene: NUDT3
Product: nudix (nucleoside diphosphate linked moiety X)-type motif 3
Exons: 5
Coding region: 278-796 (172 amino acids)
Biological process (GO): diadenosine pentaphosphate catabolic process; diphosphoinositol polyphosphate metabolic process; diadenosine hexaphosphate catabolic process
Cellular component (GO): cytoplasm; nucleus
Molecular function (GO): bis(5'-adenosyl)-hexaphosphatase activity; bis(5'-adenosyl)-pentaphosphatase activity; diphosphoinositol-polyphosphate diphosphatase activity
Source: RefSeq, a predicted model, not a curated record
GCGGCGCGGUCGUCGUCGGCGCUGGCGGUGGCGGUGGCAGAGGGGGCGGCGGCCGUGGCGGCGGCGGCGACGGCAGCCGUGAUAGCGGCGCGGGGCCUGGGCCGGGGGAAAUGAGGUGGCUGCGGCGGGCCAGUGGCGGAGCCGUGUAACGGAGAAGCGGCUUCCCCUCCCUACUUCUCUUAGCCAAGCCGGGGGCGCGCGCGCGCGGCCGUCCUGAGCAAGCUCCCCAUCCCUCGACUCCCGCGACCCGCACCGGACCCCCACCCGGGCCCGGAGGAUGAUGAAGCUCAAGUCGAACCAGACCCGCACCUAUGACGGCGAUGGCUACAAGAAGCGGGCCGCGUGCCUGUGUUUCCGCAGCGAGAGCGAGGAGGAGGUGCUACUCGUGAGCAGUAGUCGCCAUCCAGAUCGAUGGAUUGUCCCCGGCGGAGGCAUGGAGCCCGAGGAGGAACCAAGUGUGGCAGCAGUCCGUGAAGUCUGUGAGGAGGCUGGAGUAAAAGGAACGUUGGGAAGAUUAGUUGGAAUUUUCGAGAACCAGGAGAGGAAGCAUAGAACAUAUGUCUAUGUGCUUAUUGUCACAGAAGUGCUGGAAGAUUGGGAAGACUCAGUCAACAUUGGAAGGAAGAGGGAGUGGUUUAAGAUAGAAGAUGCCAUAAAAGUGCUGCAGUAUCACAAACCUGUGCAGGCAUCCUAUUUUGAAACAUUGAGGCAAGGCUACUUGGCCAACAACGGCACCCCGGUUGUGGCCACCACAUACUCGGUUUCUGCUCAGAGCUCAAUGCCCGGCAUCAGAUGACUGAAGACUUCCUGUAAGAGAAAUGGAAAUUGGAAACUAGACUGAAGUGCAGAUCUUCCCUCUCACCCUUGCUCUUUUCACCUCUCCUCACAGGCCUCCUCUUUCCGAUAAGGCAUGAUGGGCAAUAGGGAAAGGGUGUGUUGAUAAUGUUGCUGUUUGGUGUUUAAGUGGUGGGGCUUUUUCUUCUCUUUUUAUUGAGGGGGUGGGGGUGGGGUAUGUAAUUUGUAAAGUACUUUUGGUGCAUGAUAUGUCCUUCCCUUUAAAACCCCCCUGCAAUUCUCUGGAGAGAAGCAGACUGCCUUCCCUUUCUCUGCCCUGGAUUCUGAAGUGUUCCCAGCCUUAGCCAGACAUUUUUCUUUGAUUUAAAAUUUUUAUUAUUAUUAUUAUUAUUAUUAUUAUUAAAAGAUACCAAUGUAAGAGAAAAAUUCUCAAGAAUUUGUCCUAUAAUGUAUUGUUUCAGUCCAGUAGGUUGGAUGUUUUUACUGUAGGCUACAUUUAUCUACACAUUAUAUAUUGGACAUAUAAUAUGUAAAUAAAUGACUUUUAGAAAGAA